AAAGGAUUGAAAUCCUCUUCAUCUCUUUCUUCUUCUUCUUCUCUCUCUCUCUCUCUCUCAUCUCAUGUAGUUAAUGAACGAAAUCGUAGUGAAAUGUCGUCGAUUUGGUCCUCUUUUCGAGUUUUAGCGCCUCAAUGGAGACACAACAGAGUUCAAUGGAGACACAACAGAGGCUUGAGUCUCUGGGUUUUGCUCCAUUCAAAGCGAAAUAUUAGCGUCUCACUUUCUUCCUCCUUAAACGAUGAUUCAGUCUCACCACCGCCCAACAAAAACCAGGUGGGUUAUGAUCCUUCAGAGGACCUCUUUGGACUUGCUGUUGAUGUCCAGCCAAGGAAUAUCAUUUCUGGUGCACCCAAACCUAGAUCGUGGUUUGGUCCAAAUGGCCAGUACAUCAAAGAGUUGCCUUGCCCAAGUUGCAGGGGAAGGGGUUAUACUCCAUGUACAGAAUGUGGAAUAGAGCGAUCUAGAUUAGAUUGUUCACAAUGUAAUGGAAAGGGUAUAAAGACUUGUCAUCAAUGCUCGGGAGAUUGUGUCAUAUGGGAAGAGUCAAUUGAUGAACAGCCAUGGGAGAAAGCCCGUUCUAUUUCUCCAUUUAAAGUAAAGGAAGAUGAUGAAGUAGACAAUUUAGACAUAAAGUUGAAAGUGAGGCGGAAAACAAAGCGUGUAUACUCGUCUCUACCUCCUGAAGUUGGUUUAAAGAUCAGCAGAUCAUUAAAAAGCCUCAAUGCCAGAACUGGCCUAUUUAGUAAGAGAAUGAAGAUUAUCCAUCGUGAUCCUAUGCUACAUGCUCAAAGAGUGGCUGCGAUUAAGAAAACUAAAGGGACUGCUGCAGCAAGGAAGCAUGCAUCUGAAGCUAUGAAAGCUUUCUUUAGUGAUCCAGAAAACCGUCGCAAGAGAAGUGUUUCGAUGAAAGGAGUGAAAUUUUACUGCAGGAACUGUGGACGGGAAGGGCAUAGAAGGUACUACUGCCCAGAACUUCAAGACAGCUUGACAGACAGAGGGUUCAAGUGCCGGUUAUGUGGGGAAAAGGGGCAUAACAGAAGAACCUGUCCUAAGUCAAAGCCAACUCAAUCACAAGCCAAGGUUCCAAGGCAUCAUUGUUGCAGGAUAUGUGGUCAGAGCGGGCAUAAUUGCAGGACAUGCCCACGAGCCACUCAAGGAAAAUCAUAUGAUGCCCCUAAAAGUCGGACAUACACUUGCUGGUUAUGCCUAGAAAAAGGGCACAAUACGAGGACAUGCCCUAUUAGAAAACUAUCUGUUGAACAAUGACUCUGAAACCUAGUCAUCACAGACACCAAGUGCUUGCUUUCUUAUUGUCAAGAAAUUUCGCAACAGAAGACAAGAUGGCACUGUUGGGAUCAAUUGACUAGGAUGUAUUAUCGGAAAUGAACUGACGGGUAUAUUCUUAGAAAUUCUCUUGUCAGAUUGAAUUGAGAGAUAUUUUUUCACGUGAAAUGCAUUGCUAUAUAGUAUCUUGAAAGGAGGCAUAUUACUCGUGGAAGUGUAUUGCUAUAUAGUAUGCUUUUCUUUUCAUUUUUUCA
Molecule: messenger RNA, 1541 nt
Organism: Camellia sinensis
Lineage: Eukaryota; Viridiplantae; Streptophyta; Magnoliopsida; Ericales; Theaceae
Product: zinc knuckle (CCHC-type) family protein
Molecular function (GO): zinc ion binding; nucleic acid binding
Source: RefSeq, a predicted model, not a curated record